Molecule: messenger RNA, 1717 nt
Organism: Melanotaenia boesemani (Boeseman's rainbowfish)
Lineage: Eukaryota; Metazoa; Chordata; Actinopteri; Atheriniformes; Melanotaeniidae
Gene: itprid1
Product: ITPR interacting domain containing 1
Exons: 4
Coding region: 156-1682 (508 amino acids)
Source: RefSeq, a predicted model, not a curated record
AUGAGGAUGACACACUGCAGACAAGCUGGAAUGAAGAUGGAGUUAAUGAGGGGAAAGCUGACAUUGUUCAGACAUGUACACAAACAGACAUAAAACCAGCCAUCCAGUCCUGCAGUUUGCAUGAUGAGUAUUCAGUUAAAAGUGAAAACUCUGAAAUGGAAAUGAACGGCACACAGAACGAUUCUCCCUCCAGUUCCUCGGUUUUAUACGACCAGUUGUCACAGGUUCACUGCAGGACUGAAGAAAAACCCAGCCAUGGACAGACUGAGGGCUUAGUUCUGGUAUUUGAAACCUCAGUGGAUGACUCAGACGAUGAAAAUGGAGAUGUGGAUGCCUUUUGUCAGCAGCUUGAUACCGAUGAUCAAGUCUACUGGGCAGAACCGGUUCAUGUAACCCCCAUAUCUGAAGGGUUGAGCAGCCAUGAAGAUUCAGACAGAUUUCAGUUUCUUUGUAACCCUGCUGCUCCAGAUUCGCUUCCAGCCACCGGUGAAGCUCUGACCUUACCCAGAUCAUCCUCAGCAAUGUCAGUCACUGAUAAAACCACCAGAAAUACAACUGGUGUUUCAGAUAAACCCUCCUCCGUCACUCCUGCCCCAUUCCCAUCCCCAUGUCCAACCCUGAACUUCAAACAACCAAUUCCUUCUGUCUCUGUUUCGAUGUCUUCAGUUUUGUCCUCUCAUAUCGUCAGUAGGAAGGACGUUCCCUUCCGGACUGAGUCACAUCUCAAUAUUCCCCACAGAAUACUCCCAUUGGACACUUCCACCCCGCUCCGUGCUGUCCAGUCGUGGGCAGAUCUUCGCAUUCAACGCAUCCCUCUCACCAAGAACUUAUCACAUCGGUCUGUUCAAACUAUCCCAAACAGUCUGAGAGCUGCAGAAGCAACAAAAUCCCCUUUAGGGUCAUUCCUUGUACCCCAGCCUGGCCCUCUGAUGUCUAAUGAAUGGAGGUCACAUGAGUUCAUCUCUAAGACAGGUCAAAACAAUGAAACAGUCUCUGUAAGUACACGACUCUGGGCUGAUAUCCAGGAGGAUGUGGGCACAAAUAAAAAAGACCAGAACAAGCUUUGGGAAGCUAGCCAGACGGUGACCAGAGCAUGCUGCUGCCACUGUGACCAUCGGUGUCCACAGAAGCCUCACAGCAAGCAGCAUUCAGGAAACUUUCCUUACUCUCUGGAUGAACUGGAGGAGAUGAUGUUGUGUCUGCAGCAGUUUCGUUCUGUCUUCAGUGACAUUGAGGAGCAGUCCUGUGAAGACCAGGCAGCAGUUUACAGUGUCUUCUCCACCACCGACAGGGAAGAUGCUCAGAGUUUAGAGAAGCUGAGAUGUGCAGUGAAGCUGGAGGCUGGAGAACUGGAGAUGCAGCUGAAAGAACUGGCCCAUCACUACGAUGAAAGCCUGAAAGCGAAGAUGCACACCCUGUUGGAUGAGCAGCAUCUACUGUGUUCUCAAGUUUUACCACCACAGACUGCCCCCACAUCAAGUCCUGGCCCCAACAGGACAGUUUCUAGUCCAGACCGCCUGCUGCAGGAUGCAGCCUGGAAUAAACACAGCGGGAGUUCAACCACACAGGUACCUCCUGCAUCCAUGGACAUCUCCGAGAGUCAGGGUCCUCCUCCCUCUGCAGCAGACAAGCUGGACUUCCUCGGCCUCCUGCAGAGAGUAGGAAAAUCAUGUAUUCAUUAAAGCUAGAAGACAGCUUGUCAUAUGUUACUCUUUUU